Messenger RNA from Motacilla alba alba, 2173 nucleotides. RefSeq lists its product as uncharacterized. Lineage: Eukaryota; Metazoa; Chordata; Aves; Passeriformes; Motacillidae. The transcript has 2 exons. The record is from RefSeq and is a predicted model, not a curated record. The coding region runs from base 145 to 666 and encodes 173 amino acids.
UUCACCCUCCCCACGGGCCGGGCCUUGCCCCCGCGCGUUUCGCAAGGCUCCUGCCUUUAUAACAGCGUGGCGGGGCACGCGGUGACUCCUGGCAGAUUGCUGGCUGCCUGCAGAGCGAGGAGGCAGCAGCUAAUCCUCCUAACCAUGAUUUUCCUCUUGCAGUAUUUCUUCCUGCUGGCCACAGACCUAGUGCUGGCCAUGACCCUCUCCUGCCUCUUUUACGCCUUCGCGUGCGUUUCCAUCGCCUUGCUGACCUGCUGCAUUAUCGUCUUCUCCUUCGGCACCGCGGAGAGGAGCGCCGACGUGAAAGGGAGAGCAAUUGUGAUUCUUGUGUCCAACAGCUCCAUUGGGAGGAUGUUUGCGAGGAACCUGGACAGAGCGGGUUUCGGGGUGUCUGCCGCACAGUGGUCUGCUCAAGAGGAGAGGACAGUGACAGAAGAGUGCUCAUCCAACAAGGAGGUAGCCCAGCUCCACCUGACUGAAGAUGAGUAUCAGAAGACAGUGAAAACCUUCAUAGAAAGCCACUUAUCCCUGAAAGGGGAAAGAGCCUGCUUUGGUGGCUGUGAAAGGCCCCAGCAGACCCCAGUCCCUGAAGGAAGGCAAGGUAGGCCAAGGAAGGAGGGGGAGAAGGUCCUGUCAAGGCACAGAGGGCUGGACUUGCUCUGAGAAGAAAACACAGAAAUGAACAGUGGGGAGCAAAGCCCAGACAGUGACCUGAGGUGAAGGAACAUGUCUGAUCUUUAACCUCUUCUGGAUUAAAAAGGAACCCAACUGAGUUCCCUGUUGACUUCUUGGCUGCUGUGGGAUUCCUAAGAGUCAGGUCAGAGCUUUGUGUGGCGGGUUGGGACAGCGUCCCUGAGCCACGCUGCCAUUGUUUCUGUGGGAAUACAGGAGCAAAGGCAGCCUGCAGAGCUCACCUGGGACAGCACAGGGCAAGUGUCCUGCUGAGGGCAUGGCUGUAAGCCCUGCUGGGGAGCCUGCCCGGCCCUUCCCAGCUGAACGUGCCAGUGGGAAGACUGGCUCAUUCCCUGCUCAGGCACCCCGGGAUCCAGGAAUCCCUGUCCCCACAGCCAUCAUUUUACACCUCUUGGGAGUGCCAGAGAACUCAGCCUCGGCCAUCAGGGCUGUACCCUCAUUGCCCCUAGGGCUACGGGGUUACAAGGGGAGAGGCCAACCCCUCUCCUCUGUGAACCUCUGGGCCCCCUGGGCUGCAAAGCUCUCUGCUUCCCCAUCCCUCUCCUCCUUGCUCUCUCUCUGUGGUCUAUCCCAGGCUCCCUUUGGGCUCUCCCCAGGGCAGCCUCUGCUCGCUCACACCGGGCUGGGAUCUCAGAGAGCACCCACAUCUCCCCAGGACAAGUAAGAGCCUUGGCACUGCUGCCCAGCACUGAAAGCUGUCUCUGUGCUCCCAGGCCCUGCAGAGGAAGGACACUGUGGAAGUCAGAGCACGCACCACGAGGCCUCCCGUACUGCAGACACCCUUCGGAGGGGCGGGAGGGACCCCUAGCCAGCACCUGGGGCUGCCUGCAGCGCCUCAGGACACAGGUCCCUCACAGUGCUCUUCUCCUCAGAAGCACCCAGCAGACCAGCAGUGCCUGUGCAACUCUGCAUGGCCCAGGAUGCAUCCCUCCCUCCAGUGCCUGCUUGCAGGCUCCAGAAAUGGCUCCCUGCGCACCAGCAGUGGGUUUCAGACCGAGCGCUCAGCUGCCUGCAUCAGCAUUUAGGCUCAUUUAUGCCAGGAAAAUUACUCUGGUAAAACCUUCUUGUGUGGACAAGGCCUAAAAGCUCCCCAAGCUGAGUAUCAGCAUAAUCCUGCCCUGGAAAUGAACAACAGAGGCUUUUUUAACCAGUAAUGAUCUGUGGGAGCUGGUGAUUUCUGCGGGCCUGUGCUGUUCUAAUUAAAUGAGGCUCCAGCACAGUGAUACCUGUCUUUUUUUGCUCUUGACUAGUUUGGUCCCCCUGCUAGUUAAAGGCUUUUGCAGGUGUUAUGUUGUUUUGACAGGGUGAUCUGUCGUAGGAUCAGUGAGGUUUUACAUUUAGGAUCUCCUGCAUAAUAUUCACAUCACAGAUGUGGAUGUUGAAAUGUAUUUCCCAAGUGCUGACCCAAUUGCAUGGCAGAUCAAAGCAGUAAGUUGGGAGGGAAAAAAAGAAAAAUAAAAAGAGAAAGAAAACCUCA